Aspergillus nidulans FGSC A4 is the source of this 1078-nucleotide messenger RNA. RefSeq names its product DNA-directed RNA polymerase core subunit RPB5. Bases 1 to 708 code for a protein of 235 amino acids. Gene Ontology annotation, cellular component: RNA polymerase II, core complex; nucleus; RNA polymerase I complex. Gene Ontology annotation, molecular function: DNA-directed RNA polymerase activity; RNA-directed RNA polymerase activity; DNA binding. Gene Ontology annotation, biological process: transcription initiation at RNA polymerase I promoter; nucleolar large rRNA transcription by RNA polymerase I; RNA-templated transcription. NCBI's taxonomy places the organism in Eukaryota, Fungi, Ascomycota, Eurotiomycetes, Eurotiales, Aspergillaceae. The transcript has 3 exons. The record is from RefSeq and is a predicted model, not a curated record.
AUGGAUGACGAAUACAAUUAUUCCGCCGACGACGCCGAGCGCGAGACCAUCCGCGUCUGGCGCACAUGGCGAACAGUUUUCGAAAUGCUGCAAGACCGCGGCUAUGAAGUGACAGAGGAAGAAGUCAAGAUUGACCUUGACGAAUUUAAGAGGAAAUACGUCGGUGAAAAAGGAUACCCCAGCCGCGAGAAGCUAAAGAUUCAAGCCCGUCCCACCGAAGCCAUGAAAGCAAAAUACACGCCUCUCCCGACCCCCUCAAACCGUGAUCCCCAGCCAGACUGCGGGACAAUCUACAUUGAAUUCUGUCCGGACGACAGCGGUAUUGGCACAAAGCAAGUCCGCACCUUCAACCACACUGUUGACGAGGGAAAUUUCCAUACCGGCAUCUUCAUCACAAAGACGCCCAUCUCCCCAUCUGCCGUUCGUCUGCUUAGCGGUAUCCCCGGCCGAAUCUGCGAGCAUUUCCAGGAGCAGGAUCUACUUGUGAACAUUACACGGCAUGAACUUGUACCGAAACAUGUGCUCCUAAGCCCUGAGGAGAAGAGCAAGCUCUUGCAGAGAUACCGUCUGAAGGAAUCGCAGCUGCCAAGAAUCCAGGUUUCGGAUCCCGUUGCGAGGUAUCUGGGGCUCAGGCGCGGGCAAGUCGUCAAGAUUAUCCGGAAGAGUGAGACGGCAGGCAGAUAUGCCAGUUAUCGAUGGGUUAUUUAAGUAGGUUUGAGUUAGCGACACGGGGUUGCAUUCCACCAGGCAAUCUUCAACCGCGAAUAAAUCAUAACUCUGGUUCCACCUCUAGUGAGACACCCAGCUCAACUGGAUAUGGAUGACUGUCCUAGGGUAGGACAGGCGCAGGCCUUUGUGGGAGAACCAGAUCUCUGCAAGUCAAGGGAAAAAACAGGAAAGUAAAAGAGAAAGGCAUUGGGCAGCAUGGCGUACCGGCGAAGAAAUUUUUCAGGACGGUGUUAUAUCCUUGUUCCUCGUUUGUGUAUUUCAGUGCUGGUUUAAUAUGACCAACGUCAAAGCUGAACUGUACAUUUGUCCAUUUUAUUCUAAUAGAGCAUGCAGAUCUAACCUCACCGUC